AUGGCUGAGAAGACGAAGGAGAAAGCUCCAAGCUCUUCAGAGAACCUGACGUGUCCACUAUGUCUUGAUAUUUUCGACGAGGCAGCCAUCUUGACUUCAUGCGGACACACCUUUUGUCGGAAAUGUCUCAAAAACUAUGACCUGUCCCAUCAGGAUCUCGAUCACAUGAUCUGUCCUCUCUGCAGGAAGAUUACCAAGUUGUUUGCGAACCGUGUCGAUGAUUUGCUCACCAAUGUGACUGUUAACGGACUUGUAGACAAUCACCACGCCAAGUGUGGAGGGAUGAAUGCUGUCCUUGAGAUGCGUCCAAAAUGCACUGCUUGCAAGUUUCACCAAGAUGCUGUCUCAUUCUGCAGAACGUGUAAUAACUACAUGUGCAAUAAUUGCGACUACAGCCACACGCAACUGACAUUAUUCUUUGAAGGUCAUGAUAUUGUGUCCUUACAGGAUAUCAUCGACGGGAAGGUCAGCAUUGGUCACCUAUCCGAAAAGUGCUGCAUCCACAGACAAGAGAAUAGAGAUAUGUUUUGUGGGGAAUGUAAGGUCCAUGUCUGUCUCAAGUGCGUGAUCGUCGGUCAUCAAAAUCAUAACAUCAAGAAUCAGGCUGACUUCGAGCAAGAGCUACGGCUAAAGGUGAACGAUCUUGUCCAGCGAUGUGCCGCUAAGAAGACAGAACUGGAGAAGAACAUUCAGAAUGUUGAAGUACAACGCCAUGAAGUCUACACUGCCGCGCAGAAACUACUGGACGAUGUCAGUCAAGCCUUCAGCAUCAAGGCCAAAGAGCUUAAAGAAAAUCAUCGACAUCUUAUCGAGCAAAUCAAUGUAGUAAAGCAGAGUUUCGAUGACGACCUCAACGUCUUGAAAUCCAAGGAUCGACAGAAGAUCAAGAGUAUUUGUAGUUCAAUAACACUGAUAGCAAAUGACAGACUGGGUCGUCUUGAGAAAGACAGUCUGUCUGCUCAUACCUUGCUUUGUGAGGAGCUGGAUGCCAUGCUGAAGGAGGCUUCUGAUCACACUUCUGCGGCAGUCAUUACGAAGAAAGCACAGGAGAAAAAGUUCAAGCCUGCAGAUGACACUCGUCUUGAACUCGGGAGCAUCUCAGAAUCAGCUACUGAUCUCACUUCUGCGGCAGCCAUUAUGAGGAAAACAGACAAGAAGACGUUCAAGCCUGCAGACGAUACUCGUCUUGAAAUCGGGAGCAUCUCAGCAUCAGCUACUGAUCUCACUUUUGCGGCAGCCAUUACGAUAAAAGCACAGAAGAAGACGUUCAAGCCUGCAGAUGAUACUCAUCUUGAACUCGGGAGCAUCUCAGAAUCAGCUACUGAUCACACUUCUGCGGCAGCCAUUAUGAGGAAAUCACAGACGAAGACGUUUAAGCCUGCAGAUGAUACUCGUCUUGAACUCGGGAGCAUCUUAGAAUCAGAUCCCAAGUUGCAAGUCAUUAAGUGUGUAGAUCUACGGGGAAUGAUGUCGGGUAUGACCCCGUACUCUGAGGACAGUGUUGCUAUCGGAUAUCUGUAUACACGUGGUAUAGAUAUCAUUGAUUCAGCUGGUAAACAGGAGCAGUAUGCAUACAUAGCAGGUAACAUGAUAUGCUAUGAUCUUAUGUUUCAACAAGACAGGUCGUUGUGCAUAGCGACACCUGGCAGUAAAGCACACAUAUAUUCUCCCAAUGGAUCAAGGAAUUCAACCAUCCCCAGGAUAGGCUAUGGCAUUCUCAGUCUAAACAGAAGUCCAUCAGAUGAAAUCCUCAUCGCUAACAAUGAGAAGAAAGUCUAUAUCUAUGACCCGACGGGAUCCACUCUCAAACACACUGUUCCAACGAAACAGAACAAGACGUGGCAGGUAUCUGCCACUAGGUCGGGUUUGAUCGUCACUAGUUCAUGUGAUUUCACCAGCCCAAGCGUGGUGACGGUCUAUGACAGGGAUGGGAAUGCUGGUAAGUCUCUACAAGCUCCUCUCGGUGUCUGCCUGUUUGCUGCCAUGGAUGAGCAGGACAGGGUGUAUGUAGCGAGUGUUGAUCUUAAGAAUGGUCACGUGGUGAUCAAGCUAUAUGACCUUGAUGGUCUGAACCUGAAGAAGAGAGUUGAGUUCAAUGUACUUAAUCUGACGAUACACGAUAAUCGAUGUCGAGAGCCCCUCUCAUGGGAAGACAGAGACUUGUGA
Messenger RNA from Strongylocentrotus purpuratus (purple sea urchin), 2166 nucleotides. RefSeq lists its product as uncharacterized. The coding region runs from base 1 to 2166 and encodes 721 amino acids. Lineage: Eukaryota; Metazoa; Echinodermata; Echinoidea; Camarodonta; Strongylocentrotidae. Gene Ontology annotation, biological process: positive regulation of DNA-templated transcription. Gene Ontology annotation, molecular function: zinc ion binding; ubiquitin-protein transferase activity. The record is from RefSeq and is a predicted model, not a curated record. Gene Ontology annotation, cellular component: chromatin; nucleoplasm. The transcript is spliced from 3 exons.